Theobroma umbraticum is the source of this 1272-nucleotide messenger RNA. RefSeq names its product Major facilitator superfamily protein (gene PMT6). The record is from RefSeq and is a predicted model, not a curated record. Gene Ontology annotation, biological process: transmembrane transport. Gene Ontology annotation, cellular component: membrane. Lineage: Eukaryota; Viridiplantae; Streptophyta; Magnoliopsida; Malvales; Malvaceae. Gene Ontology annotation, molecular function: transmembrane transporter activity.
ACCGGAAGAUGCACUGCUGGAGUUGGCGUGGGCUUUGCCCUUAUGAUUGCUCCAGUUUACUCAGCAGAGAUUUCAUCUCCUUCCUCGCGAGGGUUAUUGACUUCUCUACCGGAGCUUUGCAUCAGUUUUGGCAUCUUACUUGGUUACGUAUCCAAUUAUUUCUUCGGAAAAUUGACUCUGAGACUUGGCUGGAGGAUGAUGCUUGGCGUUGCAGCAAUCCCUUCAUUUGCCUUAGCUUUUGGCGUACUGAAAAUGCCAGAGUCUCCCAGAUGGUUAGUACUACAAGGUCGUUUAAGUGACGCCAGGAAAGUCCUGUCACUGGUUUCCAACACAGAAGAAGAAGCUGAAUCUCGGUUUCGUGACAUAAAAGUUGCAGCUGGGAUAGAUGCAAAUUGCAUCCAGGAUGUUGUCAAGCCUCCUAGUAACAGCCGCGGCCAAGGCGUGUGGAAAGAACUUUUGCUGAGGCCUACACCCACCGUACGUUGGAUCCUGAUCGCCGCCAUCGGAAUCCAUUUCUUCGAGCAUGCAACGGGUAUUGAAGCAGUCAUUUUAUACAGUCCAAGAAUUUUCAAGAAAGCCGGAGUCAAAGGCAAGGACAAGCUUUUGCUCGCCACAGUUGGGGUAGGGCUUACUAAGACAACGUUCAUCUUAGCAGCCACAUUUUUACUAGACAAAGUUGGGAGACGACGCCUUUUAUUGAUAAGCACCGGAGGAAUGGUUGUAGCCUUGACAGCGUUAGGAUUCGGCUUGACCAUGGUAGAGCGAACUGGGGAAAAGCUUUUAUGGGCACUAAGCCUUUGCAUUGCAUCUACAUAUAUUUUUGUAGCUUUCUUCUCAAUUGGACUUGCGCCCGUCACCUGGGUUUACAGUGCAGAGAUAUUUCCUCUGAAGUUAAGGGCACAAGGAGUCGGUAUCGGUGUGGCUGUCAACAGGGUCAUGAAUGCGACGGUCUCCAUAAGCUUUAUCUCAAUCUAUAAAGCAAUUACCAUCGGAGGUAGCUUCUUUAUGUUUGCCGGAAUAGCUGUGGUGGCCUGGUGGUUUUUCUUCUUCCUAUUGCCAGAGACCAAAGGAAGGUCCUUGGAAGAGAUAGAGACACUCUUCACCAGGAAGACAAAGCCUAAAAAAAAAGGCUUGGAAAUUCAGCCGAGAAGCAACGCUAAAACCUAGAACUGGCGUUCUUCGGAACGCCAACUUCUACAUGUAUAACCCAAUGUAAAAUAACAGUGUUGCUAUGCACAAUCAAGUUGAAUUAGAUCGUGAGAAAAGUUGAUU